UGCUGAAUGCUGCGGCUAUUGAAGACGAGGUAAACAUGAUCCAACUCUCCAUCAAACAAUUGGCUAUCAAGCGGACCCCAGUUCAACUGGUCUGGAGUAGUUGUCCAAAUGUGAUAAAAUUGCAGCGUUCAACUCAAAGUCACAAAUUCGUUGUUUAGCGCAUAAUUUGGAAAUAGUUUCAAGCUGUUUAUGUCAGAUUAUUGCAAUCAAUUUCGGUUCAAAGCAGUAGAGAAAUGACCACUAUAUCCCUAGCAGCAGGACAUUGUGGUAGAGGAAGAGUAGUGGAUGAAUUAACUUCUGAAUGUGGAUUAAGGUCAUUUUUUGGUAGUGGCAAGGAGGAUGUUCUUGCUAGUGAUUUGUUUGAAGGAAAGAUCGGGAUCCUAAACUUGUGUGUGAUGAGGCCGUUGGGACACUCUCCGGUUAGGAGCAGCGGAAAAAGGCUAUCUGUCAUUGCAAAAGUUAAGAAAGUGAAGAAGAAUGACUAUCCUUGGCCGGAUGACAUCAAUCCUAAUCUAACGAGUGGACACUUGAGAUACCUCUCUCACUUCAAGCCAUUGGAACAGAAACCGAAACCUGUAACACUUGCAUUUGAGAAACCAUUGGUUGAUCUCGAGCUAAAGAUCAUUGAGGUACGGCGAAUGGCAGAUGAAACUGGUCUUGAUUUCAGUGACCAAAUCAGUGCUUUGGAGUUGAAAUAUCAACAGGCUUUAAAGGAUCUGUAUACCCAUUUGACACCACAUCAACGCUUAAAUCUUGCUAGACAUCCCAACAGGCCAACUGUCCUUGAUCAUGUUCUGAACAUCACAGAAAAGUGGGUGGAACUCCAUGGAGAUCGUGCUGGCUAUGAUGAUCCAGCUAUUGUUACUGGUAUAGGAAGCAUUGAUGGUAGAAGCUAUUUGUUCAUCGGGCAUCAAAAGGGAAGAAAUACGAAGGAGAACAUUUCUCGUAACUUCGCAAUGCCGACUCCCCAUGGGUACAGGAAGGCUUUGCGUAUGAUGAAAUAUGCUGAUCAUCAUGGUUUUCCCAUAAUUACUCUUAUUGACACACCGGGAGCUUAUGCUGAUCUCAAGUCGGAGGAACUUGGUCAAGGUGAAGCUAUUGCUCAGAACAUAAGGUCUAUGUUUGGACUGAGGGUUCCUAUCAUCACAAUAGUAACAGGUGAAGGUGGUUCUGGAGGAGCUCUGGCCAUUGGCUGCUGCAAUAAAUUGUUUAUGCUUGAGAAUGCUGCUUUCUAUGUUGCUAGCCCUGAAGCAUGUGCUGCAAUAUUAUGGAAAUCUGCCCAAGCAGCUCCAAAGGCCGCUGAAAAGCUGAGGAUCACAGCCCAAGAACACCUCCGACUAAAAAUUGCUGAUGCUAUCAUUCCUGAGCCGCUUGGAGGAGCACAUUCUGAUCCUAUAUGGACAUCCCAGCAGAUAAAAAUCUCCAUUUUACAAGCAAUGAAGGAAUUGGGUAAUAUGAGUAAAGAGGAGUUGCUUCGACAUCGUAUGCUCAAGUUCCGUCAUAUUGGUGGGUUUCAAGAAGGCAUCCCUGUUGAUCCAAAGAAGAAACGGAAGAUGAAACCUUCGGAGGUCAAUGUGACAACAUCUGCUGAUAUAGAGACUGAGCUUGAGAACCUCAAAAAGAUGAUUUUAGAAGCUAAAGGAUCAGAUGAGCAAACUACGAGCCAAACAAUGGAGAAGCUACAAGAGGAUGUUGAUAAAGAGAUUACAAAAGCCUUUGUGUCCAUGGGCUUACAAGGGGAACUUGAAUCACUCAAGUUAGAGUUAGCUAAAACCUCUGAUCCAGUUCUAAGCCUUGCAUUAAAGGAAAAGGCAGAUAGACUGGUGCAAGAAUUCAAUCUUAAAUUUUCCAAAACUGGCGAGUUUAUGGGAUUGAAAGAGAAGUUAGCAAAGCUUGAAACUGUAAACAGGCUCAUGGUGGUCAAGGAAAAAGGCGAGAAGAUAAAAACAGAGAUCAACGAGAAAGUACCAGCCAAGGUAAAGGAGAAGUUACUGCUGCUAAAAACUGUUCAAGAGAAAUUACUGCAAGGCGAAGAAGUUGAUAAGGAAAUAGUAAAAGAAGUAGAAACUGCAAGAAAAGAGCUCGGGGAGGUUUUGAAGGCAUCUAACUUAGAGAUCGUAGGUACGACAAAGAGAGGUGAAAGAAGUUUACCUCCUGAUUUGAACAAAAAGCUUUCGGGUUUGAACAGUGAGAUUAAUACAGAAAUCGAGAGAGCUAUCGACGAGGCUGGCCUUCGAGAGAAAAUAGAGGAAUUGAAGGCAGAGAUUGCAGAAAAUUCGAUCUCGGAAAAGAUAAAAAGACUAAAGGAAGAACUAAAGGAGAAAAUUGUUGCUGCUAUGAAUGUUGAAUCUCUGAAAGGGAAGGCUGAUAAUCUGAGAGAUGAGUUGGUGUCUUCUCCAGAGACAGUUCUGCAAGGUUCAAGCUCAUCGAACGAUCCAAUUACUCAGUGAAGACAUUUAGCAUUUGAUGCAAUAUUGUGAACAGAACAUCCAAUGUAUAUAUCAGGAAGCAAAUCUUGUUGUCACUUUUGUGGACUUUGUUACAUACAUUAAAAAUAAUGUUGAAGAUAGUACAACAGAGUAUAGUUUUAGUUCUUUUAA
Beta vulgaris subsp. vulgaris (sugar beet) is the source of this 2600-nucleotide messenger RNA. Its product is annotated as acetyl-coenzyme A carboxylase carboxyl transferase subunit alpha, chloroplastic. Gene Ontology annotation, cellular component: acetyl-CoA carboxylase complex. Gene Ontology annotation, molecular function: carboxyl- or carbamoyltransferase activity; acetyl-CoA carboxylase activity. Gene Ontology annotation, biological process: fatty acid biosynthetic process. Bases 234 to 2450 code for a protein of 738 amino acids. Lineage: Eukaryota; Viridiplantae; Streptophyta; Magnoliopsida; Caryophyllales; Amaranthaceae. The record is from RefSeq and is a predicted model, not a curated record. The transcript is spliced from 13 exons.